This is a messenger RNA of Panicum virgatum (switchgrass), 1342 nucleotides long. Its product is annotated as NAC domain-containing protein 2-like. The record is from RefSeq and is a predicted model, not a curated record. Gene Ontology annotation, biological process: regulation of DNA-templated transcription. Gene Ontology annotation, molecular function: DNA binding. Bases 165 to 1259 code for a protein of 364 amino acids. The transcript is spliced from 3 exons. Lineage: Eukaryota; Viridiplantae; Streptophyta; Magnoliopsida; Poales; Poaceae.
UCCCUGCUUCGUCCCCGACCGAGAGAGCUUCUUCAUUCUUGUCGAUCUCUUGCUUGAGCAGUCAGUCCUCGAUUCGGCGGUUCCAUCGAUCGAGCUGCUGCCUAGCUACUAGCUACCUGGUGGUCCAUAUCGACCGAUCGAGGCCGGCCGGCCGGCGACGAUAUAUGAUGAUGGAGAUGGAGAUGGAGAUGGAUAUGAUGAUGUCGCAGGCGGCGACGUCGCAGCUGCCGCCGGGGUUCCGGUUCCACCCCACCGACGAGGAGCUCAUCUUGCACUACCUCCGCAACCGCGCCGCCUCCGCGCCGUGCCCCGUCCCCAUCAUCGCCGACGUUGACAUCUACAAGUUCGACCCAUGGGACCUCCCCUCCAAGGCGCUUUACGGCGACGGCGAGUACUACUUCUUCAGCCCGCGCGACCGCAAGUACCCCAACGGCAUCCGCCCCAACCGCGCGGCGGGGUCCGGCUACUGGAAGGCCACCGGCACCGACAAGCCCAUCCACGACAGCGCCACCGGCGAGGGCGUCGGCGUCAAGAAGGCGCUCGUCUUCUACAAGGGCCGCCCGCCCAGGGGCACCAAGACCAACUGGAUCAUGCACGAGUACCGCCUCGCCGCCGCCAACCCGCUCGCCGCCGCCGCCGCCUACCGCCCGCCCUCCAAGUUCAGGAACGUCUCCAUGAGGCUGGACGACUGGGUGCUGUGCCGGAUCUACAACAAGUCCGGCCAGGCGGCGUCGCCGAUGGUGCCGCCGCUCGCCGACUACGAGCACGACGACCCUUCCUCCGGCGGCUUCGACGACAUCUGCAGCUUCUACGCGCCCACCACCAGCAGCGCCGCCUUCACUCAGCAGCAGCAGCAGCAGCAGCCGGCGCUGCUGCCGAGGCUCCCGAAGAUCCCCUCCAUCUCCGAGCUCUUGGACGAGUACGCGUUCGCACACAUCUUGGGCACCGCCGUGCCGGCCGAGCAGGACCCGCUCGCCGUGCACCCCUCCCUCAACCAGCUCCUGGCCGUCGGCGACAGCGCGCACUCCAUCUACUCGCCGCCCCCGGCCGCCGGCGGGAAGCGCAAGGCGACUUCGUCGAUGGGUCCCGACGAGUGCGCCGGGAUGGCGAUCACUGCUGCUGCUGCUGGCCACCACCACCCGCCGGGCAAGAGGCUCAACGGGUCGUGCUUGGACGCGCCGCAGCCGGCGAGCGCCUUGCCCGCGACGUCAUCCGUGCUGGGCGAUCUCAACCAUCACAGGCUCCCUCAGUUAUUCUAGUUGACUUUUAGUUAACUUAAUAAUUUGGCAUCAUCAGUCAAAUCUACGGAUCACCUGCAUGCGGCGCAUGCAUUAUUCAACAA